AUGAGUGUGCCGCUGUCCCUGCGGUCGACUCUGGGACCGUGUCGAGCGGUUGCCAGCAUCCACCCAGGGAGCUUGCUUCUGACCUCGAAACACCCAGUAACUCAGCUCACCCAACUGCCCUACCACCAACGACGCCCCCGUCAUGCAUCACCCACCGCCUCCAAAUGGCUUCAGCUCGUCAAGAGAUACGCGAGCACCUCGUCUGCUGCACCGCCCGUUCCGGUCACUCCGUAUUCCUCGCUGACCGUCGGUGUCCCUCGGGAGACAUUCCCUAACGAGCGUCGAGUUGCGGUAACUCCGCAAAAUGUCGCCCUGUUGCUCAAGAAAGGGUUCGCCCGCGUGUUGGUCGAACGAGGUGCUGGUGAGGAAGCUCAGCUCCUCGAUGGGGCUUACGAACAAGCCGGCGCAACCUUAGUCGAUAAAGCUACGAUCUGGUCUCAGAGUAAUGUCAUCUUGAAAGUUCGCAGUCCCCGGGAAGAUGGACCCAUCAACGAAAUUGCUGCACUUCAACAAGGCAGCACCGUCAUCUCGUUCCUCUACCCUGCGCAGAAUAAACCCCUCGUGGAAAAGCUGGCUUCUCGCGGUGUCACCACAUUCGCGAUGGACAUGAUCCCCAGAAUAUCCCGUGCUCAGACAUUUGACGCUCUUAGUUCCAUGGCCAAUAUUGCCGGGUACAAAGCUGUCCUAGAGGCAUCCAAUCAUUUUGGUCGCUUUCUGACGGGUCAAGUGACUGCUGCUGGAAAGAUCCCCCCAAGUAAGGUUUUGGUCAUCGGUGCUGGUGUUGCUGGAUUAAGUGCCAUCGCUUCAGCUCGUCGUCUCGGUGCGAUUGUCCGUGGUUUCGAUACCCGCCCCGCUGUUCGUGAACAGGUUCAGUCUCUCGGUGCUGAAUUCAUCGAAGUCGAUAUCAAAGAAGAUGGAUCCGGCCAGGGCGGAUACGCCAAGGAGAUGUCCAAGGAAUUCAUUGAAGCGGAAAUGAAACUUUUUAUGGAACAGUGCCGAGAAGUGGACAUCAUAAUCACAACCGCUCUGAUUCCUGGAAAGCCCGCACCGAAGCUCAUCACCAAGGAGAUGCUUGCUGCUAUGAAACCCGGCUCGGUGGUUGUGGACUUGGCCGCUGAGGCUGGUGGUAAUUGCGAGGCCACGGUGCCGGGACAGUUGACCACGUACAAAGAUGUCACGGUCAUUGGAUACACGGACUUCCCUUCCCGACUCCCAACUCAAUCAUCGACGCUCUAUUCCAAUAACAUCACUAAGUUCCUCCUGUCAAUGGCGCCGCAAGAGAAGUCUUUCGGCGUUGACCUCUCCGACGAAGUCGUCCGUGGAUCAAUUGUCACCCUCAAUGGAGAAAUUCUGCCACCUGCACCUCGACCGGCGCCCCCGCCUGCCCCCAAAGUAGAGGCGGCAGCCCCGGCAAAGGAACAGGCGGAAUUGGCCCUUACACCUUGGCAAAAGGCUACACGCGACGUCGCGCUGGUAACUGGUGGCAUGGGCACCGCCCUUGCUUUGGGCAAGGCCACAGGUCCUAUCUUUAUGGGUAACAUGAUGACUUUCGGUCUGGCUGGUCUUGUUGGCUACCGCGCAGUGUGGGGUGUUGCUCCAGCACUCCAUUCCCCUUUGAUGAGUGUUACCAACGCCAUCUCUGGAAUGGUCGGUAUUGGAGGCUUCUUCAUUAUGGGCGGUGGGUAUCUGCCCACUACCAUACCGGAGAUGCUAGGCGCGGCUUCGGUGCUCCUCGCGUUCAUGAACGUAUCGGGAGGAUUCGUGAUCACAAAGCGCAUGCUGGACAUGUUCAAACGCCCCACUGAUCCUCCUGAAUAUCCAUGGCUUUAUGCUAUACCUGCGGCUGUUUUCGGCGGAGGGUUCAUUGCUGCUGCUAGCACGGGCAUGGCGGGCUUGGUACCUGCUGGCUAUCUAGUCAGCAGCAUUCUGUGCAUUGGUUCAAUCUCCGGACUUGCAUCCCAGCAAACAGCUAGACGAGGAAACAUUCUGGGAAUUCUUGGAGUAGCAUCUGGAAUUCUCGCCUCCCUUGCGGCUGUCGGAUUCUCCCCUGAAGUGUUGACUCAAUUCGCCGCUGUUGCAGGAACCGGCGGUCUCAUUGGUGCCCUGAUCGGACGUCGUAUUACUCCUACUGGCCUCCCUCAAACUGUUGCCGCUCUUCACUCCGUGGUUGGACUGGCGGCCGUCCUUACCAGUAUUGGCAGCGUUAUCGCCGACAUUUCUGACAUUUCCACCUUGCAUAUGGUGACGGCCUAUCUGGGUGUUCUUAUCGGCGGUGUCACGUUCACCGGUUCCAUCGUUGCCUUUAUGAAACUCGCAGGUCGCAUGUCAUCGAAACCUACUAUCCUGCCCGGUCGGCACCUGAUCAACUCGACUCUCCUGGGCAGUAAUAUCGCGACAAUGGGAGCGUUCAUUACAAUGGGCCCAGCGUCUCCGGUUAUUGCAGCGACGUGUCUUGGAGCAAACACAGCACUCAGUUUCUUGAAAGGAUAUACUACCACCGCGGCCAUUGGUGGUGCCGAUAUGCGUACGUCUUGUUACUCUGUUGAAGUCUCGUGCCCAUGGCUAAUAAGAGUAGCUGUUGUUAUUACCGUCCUGAACGCAUACUCAGGAUUUGCGCUGGUAGCAGAGGGUCUUAUGCUGAACAAUCCGCUGCUCACCAGUGUGGGAUCCCUGAUUGGCGUGAGCGGUUCGAUCCUGUCGUAUAUAAUGUGUGUUGCGAUGAACCGGUCUCUCACGAACGUACUCUUUGGCGGAAUCGCAGCUCCCCAACAAGCCAAGAAGAUUGAGGGACAAGUGACCCAAACGACCGUCGACGACACCGUAGAAGCAUUGUCUAAUGCGGAGAACGUCAUCAUUGUUGUCGGAUACGGCAUGGCUGUCGCGAAAGCGCAAUACGCACUCGCAGAAAUUGUCCACAUGCUCCGCGCCAGGGGCGUCAAUGUGCGCUUCGCUAUUCACCCCGUGGCUGGAAGAAUGCCAGGACAAUGCAAUGUCCUCCUCGCCGAGGCCUCCGUACCUUACGACAUUGUGCUUGAGAUGGACGAGAUCAACGACGACUUUGCUGACACGGACGUGACCCUUGUUAUCGGGGCAAAUGACACCGUCAACCCCAGCGCAUUGGAGCCUGAUUCGCCCAUCUCCGGAAUGCCAGUUCUACAGGCUUGGAAGAGCAAGGAGGUGAUUGUUAUGAAGCGUGGAAUGUCCAGCGGAUAUGCCGAUGUUCCCAACCCGAUGUUCUACAUGCCCGGAACGCGGAUGCUAUUUGGGGAUGCGAAGACAUCGUGUGAUGCCAUCAAAGCUAGUCUCGAGGCGCGUAAAUAG
This is a messenger RNA of Aspergillus terreus NIH2624, 3321 nucleotides long. Its product is annotated as putative nicotinamide nucleotide transhydrogenase. Bases 1 to 3321 code for a protein of 1106 amino acids. The record is from RefSeq and is a predicted model, not a curated record. Gene Ontology annotation, molecular function: NAD binding; NADP binding. Gene Ontology annotation, biological process: NADPH regeneration; proton transmembrane transport. Lineage: Eukaryota; Fungi; Ascomycota; Eurotiomycetes; Eurotiales; Aspergillaceae. Gene Ontology annotation, cellular component: mitochondrial inner membrane. The transcript is spliced from 18 exons.